AUUUGGGUGGUGAGCCAAGACGGCGGUUGCCGCUGCCAACUACGCUACUCUAGGCACCCUAAGUAGAGUCCCGACGCUGGUCAACUACUUCACAGAUACACGAACGUCAUCCCCCCUCCGCCCACCCCACCGCCAACAACCCCACAAUGUCGACCAUCGCCCCUCUCGCUGCGCAAACGCUCGCGCAGGACACACACAUCAUCUACGAUCCCGGGCACGGCGACAUCGCGCCGUCGACGUCUGCCGACAGCAAGAUCCCGCUGCGCCGUUCGCACCACAACAACGACGACAUUGACGACGAUGACGACCGCCACUCGAUCUCGUCGUCGAUCCUCAACUACCACGACGAGCGGCCGGCACGACGGCCGCUGCCGCCGCUGCCAGACCUGAGGUUCGAGCAGAGCUACAUGGCCAGCAUUGCGCCGGCCCAGGGCGUCUGGUGGAAGGUCGCCUUGAUCACCAUGAAGGAUCAGGUGCUCAUGCCGCUGCUCCAGGGCCUGGGCUUCAAUCUGGCGCUGUUCGGGUGGCGAUGGUGGAAUAGGGGCGUGAAAUUUAGCGGCGCGGGAGUGGGCGCCAAGGUGAGGAGAUGGUGGUGGGAGGUCAACAACUGGAAGCUUCCUACCGAGGCGCGGUAGAUAUGGCAGCAGCAGUAUUCUCGCAGUAUCCAUUUACCUAUCGUUCUGGCGUUCUUUUUGUUUUGAAUUGACCUACGCCCGCUCCUUAUUCCACCCCACACAAUCCUCAAACUUUACCUUAUCCCCGCCAAAAAUAUCGAGCGCACUGCCAUACGUAAGGUCCACCUUUCCCCCACUGAGCUCCUCCACCGUCGCCAGAUCCUGAAUGCUAUACGCCCCGCCCGCAUACGUCACCGGGAUCGUCGCCCACUCCCCCAGCGCCUUGACCAGAUCCUCGUCGAUGCCGCGACAUAGCCCCUCCACGUCGGCAGCGUGCACGAGGAAUUCGCUGCAGUAGGCGGAGAGUCGGUCGAGGGUUUCUACCACACACGGGCACGUCAAUAAUUGUCGGAGGGUGGCAGGGAGGGCGGGAGAGGGGAGAAGGAAAGCCCCUACCUUUGUUAACCUCCAAAUCCGUA
Tricharina praecox is the source of this 1093-nucleotide messenger RNA. RefSeq lists its product as uncharacterized. Gene Ontology annotation, biological process: mitophagy. Bases 147 to 635 code for a protein of 162 amino acids. Lineage: Eukaryota; Fungi; Ascomycota; Pezizomycetes; Pezizales; Pyronemataceae. The record is from RefSeq and is a predicted model, not a curated record. The transcript is spliced from 2 exons. Gene Ontology annotation, molecular function: mitochondrion autophagosome adaptor activity.